Pongo pygmaeus (Bornean orangutan) is the source of this 9037-nucleotide messenger RNA. Its product is annotated as voltage-dependent L-type calcium channel subunit alpha-1C. NCBI's taxonomy places the organism in Eukaryota, Metazoa, Chordata, Mammalia, Primates, Hominidae. The transcript is spliced from 50 exons. Bases 593 to 7285 code for a protein of 2230 amino acids. The record is from RefSeq and is a predicted model, not a curated record. Gene Ontology annotation, molecular function: high voltage-gated calcium channel activity. Gene Ontology annotation, biological process: calcium ion import across plasma membrane. Gene Ontology annotation, cellular component: voltage-gated calcium channel complex; membrane.
UCGCGCGCCCGGUGUCUCCCUCUCGCUGCCUCUGCAGAAACAGCUCCUGCCAGAGCGGCGCUCGGCGCGGCGCGGCGGGCCCGGAGCGGCGGCGGCGGCUCUUCCUGCCUCCGCGCCCAGGAGUUGCCGGCUCCCUUUGACAGCAGAGAGCCGGGCGGGGGCCUCAGGAGGACUCGCUGGGAGUGGGCAGGGGCGCCUCGGCCCCUGCCGGCCCAGGCGGGCCCCGCGCGCCCCCCGCCCCUCCUUUCCGCCUCUUCUUCUCGCCCUGCCUCUCCCGAUUUAUUUUUUCAAAUGGUGUAGCCGCCAGAGGUGCGGUGCUCAAUUCUUGGAAGGGGCCCGGAUGUACUGAGGAUGCAUUACAAUUUCACUCGAGGAGGCAGUAGUGGAAAGGAGCAGUUUUUGGGGUUUGAUGCCAUAAUGGGAAUCAGGUAAUCGUCGGCAGGGAAGAAGAAACGCUGCAGACCACGGCUUCCUCGAAUCUUGCACGAAAGCCGCCGGCCUCGGAGGAGGGAUUAAUCCAGACCCGCUGGGGGGUGUUUUCACAUUUCUUCCUCUUCGUGGCUGCUCCUCCUUUUAAAACCAUUUUUGGUCCAUGGUCAAUGAGAAUACGAGGAUGUACAUUCCAGAGGAAAACCACCAAGGUUCCAACUAUGGGAGCCCACGCCCCGCCCAUGCCAACAUGAACACCAAUGCGGCGGCGGGGCUGGCCCCUGAGCACAUCCCCACCCCGGGGGCCGCCCUGUCCUGGCAGGCGGCCAUCGACGCAGCCCGGCAGGCUAAGCUGAUGGGCAGCGCUGGCAAUGCGACCAUCUCCACAGUCAGCUCCACGCAGCGGAAGCGGCAGCAAUAUGGGAAACCCAAGAAGCAGGGCAGCACCACGGCCACACGCCCGCCCCGAGCCCUGCUCUGCCUGACCCUGAAGAACCCCAUCCGGAGGGCCUGCAUCAGCAUUGUCGAAUGGAAACCAUUUGAAAUAAUUAUUUUACUGACUAUUUUUGCCAAUUGUGUGGCCUUAGCGAUCUAUAUUCCCUUUCCAGAAGAUGAUUCCAACGCCACCAAUUCCAACCUGGAACGAGUGGAAUAUCUCUUUCUCAUAAUUUUUACGGUGGAAGCGUUUUUAAAAGUAAUCGCCUAUGGACUCCUCUUUCACCCUAAUGCCUACCUCCGCAAUGGCUGGAACCUACUAGAUUUUAUAAUUGUGGUUGUGGGGCUUUUUAGUGCAAUUUUAGAACAAGCAACCAAAGCAGACGGGGCGAACGCUCUCGGAGGGAAAGGGGCCGGAUUUGAUGUGAAGGCACUGAGGGCCUUCCGCGUGCUGCGCCCCCUGCGGCUUGUGUCCGGAGUCCCAAGUCUCCAGGUGGUCCUGAAUUCCAUCAUCAAGGCCAUGGUCCCCCUGCUGCACAUCGCCCUGCUUGUGCUGUUUGUCAUCAUCAUCUACGCCAUCAUCGGCCUGGAGCUCUUCAUGGGGAAGAUGCACAAGACCUGCUACAACCAGGAGGGCAUAGCAGAUGUUCCAGCAGAAGACGACCCUUCCCCUUGUGCGCUGGAAACAGGCCACGGGCGGCAGUGCCAGAACGGCACAGUGUGCAAACCCGGCUGGGAUGGGCCCAAGCACGGCAUCACCAACUUUGACAACUUUGCCUUCGCCAUGCUGACGGUGUUCCAGUGCAUCACCAUGGAGGGCUGGACGGAUGUGCUGUACUGGGUCAAUGAUGCCGUAGGAAGGGACUGGCCCUGGAUCUAUUUUGUUACACUAAUCAUCAUAGGGUCAUUUUUUGUACUUAACUUGGUUCUCGGUGUGCUUAGCGGAGAGUUUUCCAAAGAGAGGGAGAAGGCCAAGGCCCGGGGAGAUUUCCAGAAGCUGCGGGAGAAGCAGCAGCUAGAAGAGGAUCUCAAAGGCUACCUGGAUUGGAUCACUCAGGCCGAAGACAUCGAUCCUGAGAACGAGGACGAAGGCAUGGAUGAGGAGAAGCCCCGAAACAGAGGCACUCCGGCGGGCAUGCUUGAUCAGAAGAAAGGGAAGUUUGCUUGGUUUAGUCACUCCACAGAAACCCAUGUGAGCAUGCCCACCAGUGAGACCGAGUCCGUCAACACCGAAAACGUAGCUGGAGGUGACAUCGAGGGAGAAAACUGUGGGGCCAGGCUGGCCCACCGGAUCUCCAAGUCAAAGUUCAGCCGCUACUGGCGCCGGUGGAAUCGGUUCUGCAGAAGAAAGUGCCGCGCCGCAGUCAAGUCUAAUGUCUUCUACUGGCUGGUGAUUUUCCUGGUGUUCCUCAACACGCUCACCAUUGCCUCCGAGCACUACAACCAGCCCCACUGGCUCACAGAAGUCCAAGACACAGCGAACAAGGCCCUGCUGGCCCUGUUCACGGCGGAGAUGCUCCUGAAAAUGUACAGCCUGGGCCUGCAGGCCUACUUCGUGUCCCUCUUCAACCGCUUUGACUGCUUCGUCGUGUGUGGUGGCAUCCUGGAGACCAUCCUGGUGGAGACCAAGAUCAUGUCCCCACUGGGCAUCUCCGUGCUCAGAUGUGUCCGGCUGCUGAGGAUAUUCAAGAUCACAAGGUACUGGAACUCCUUGAGCAACCUGGUGGCAUCCUUGCUGAACUCUGUGCGCUCCAUCGCCUCCCUGCUCCUUCUCCUCUUCCUUUUCAUCAUCAUCUUCUCCCUCCUGGGGAUGCAGCUCUUUGGAGGAAAGUUCAACUUUGAUGAGAUGCAGACCCGGAGGAGCACAUUUGAUAACUUCCCCCAGUCCCUCCUCACUGUGUUUCAGAUCCUGACCGGGGAGGACUGGAAUUCGGUGAUGUAUGAUGGGAUCAUGGCUUAUGGCGGCCCCUCUUUUCCAGGGAUGUUAGUCUGUAUUUACUUCAUCAUCCUCUUCAUCUGUGGAAACUAUAUCCUACUGAAUGUGUUCUUGGCCAUUGCUGUGGACAACCUGGCUGAUGCUGAGAGCCUCACAUCCGCCCAGAAGGAGGAGGAAGAGGAGAAGGAGAGAAAGAAGCUGGCCAGGACUGCCAGCCCAGAGAAGAAACAAGAGUUGGUGGAGAAGCCAGCAGUGGAGGAAUCCAAGGAGGAGAAGAUUGAGUUGAAAUCCAUCACAGCUGAUGGAGAGUCUCCACCCACCACCAAGAUCAACAUGGAUGACCUCCAGCCCAAUGAAAAUGAGGAUAAGAGCCCCUACCCCAACCCAGAAGCUACAGGAGAAGAGGAUGAGGAGGAGCCAGAGAUGCCUGUCGGCCCUCGCCCACGACCACUCUCUGAGCUUCACCUUAAGGAAAAGGCAGUGCCCAUGCCAGAAGCCAGCGCGUUUUUCAUCUUCAGCUCUAACAACAGGUUUCGCCUCCAGUGCCACCGCAUUGUCAAUGACACGAUCUUCACCAACCUGAUCCUCUUCUUCAUUCUGCUCAGCAGCAUUUCCCUGGCUGCUGAGGACCCGGUCCAGCACACCUCCUUCAGGAACCAUAUUCUGUUUUAUUUUGAUAUUGUUUUUACCACCAUUUUCACCAUUGAAAUUGCUCUGAAGAUCCUAGGCAAUGCAGACUAUGUCUUCACUAGUAUCUUUACAUUAGAAAUUAUCCUUAAGAUGACUGCUUAUGGGGCUUUCCUGCACAAGGGCUCUUUCUGCCGGAACUACUUCAACAUCCUGGACCUGCUGGUGGUCAGCGUGUCCCUCAUCUCCUUUGGCAUCCAGUCCAGUGCAAUCAAUGUCGUGAAGAUCUUGCGAGUCCUGCGAGUACUCAGGCCCCUGAGGGCCAUCAACAGGGCCAAGGGGCUAAAGCAUGUGGUUCAGUGUGUGUUUGUCGCCAUCCGGACCAUCGGGAACAUCGUGAUUGUCACCACUCUGCUGCAGUUCAUGUUUGCCUGCAUCGGCGUCCAGCUCUUCAAGGGAAAGCUGUACACCUGUUCAGACAGUUCCAAGCAGACAGAGGCGGAAUGCAAGGGCAACUACAUCACGUACAAAGACGGGGAGGUUGACCACCCCAUCAUCCAACCCCGCAGCUGGGAGAACAGCAAGUUUGACUUUGACAAUGUUCUGGCAGCCAUGAUGGCCCUCUUCACCGUCUCCACCUUCGAAGGGUGGCCAGAGCUGCUGUACCGCUCCAUCGACUCCCACACAGAAGACAAGGGCCCCAUCUACAACUACCGUGUGGAGAUCUCCAUCUUCUUCAUCAUCUACAUCAUCAUCAUCGCCUUCUUCAUGAUGAACAUCUUCGUGGGCUUCGUCAUCGUCACCUUUCAGGAGCAGGGGGAGCAGGAGUACAAGAACUGUGAGCUGGACAAGAACCAGCGACAGUGCGUGGAAUACGCCCUCAAGGCCCGGCCCCUGCGGAGGUACAUCCCCAAGAACCAGCACCAGUACAAAGUGUGGUAUGUGGUCAACUCCACCUACUUCGAGUACCUGAUGUUUGUCCUCAUCCUGCUCAACACCAUCUGCCUGGCCAUGCAGCACUACGGCCAGAGCUGCCUGUUCAAAAUCGCCAUGAACAUCCUCAACAUGCUUUUCACUGGCCUCUUCACCGUGGAGAUGAUCCUGAAGCUCAUUGCCUUCAAACCCAAGGGUUACUUUAGUGAUCCCUGGAAUGUUUUUGACUUCCUCAUCGUAAUUGGCAGCAUAAUUGACGUCAUUCUCAGUGAGACUAAUCACUAUUUCUGUGAUGCAUGGAAUACAUUUGAUGCCUUGAUUGUUGUGGGUAGCAUUGUUGAUAUAGCAAUCACCGAGGUAAACCCAGCUGAACAUACCCAAUGCUCUCCCUCUAUGAACGCAGAGGAAAACUCCCGCAUCUCCAUCACCUUCUUCCGCCUGUUCCGGGUCAUGCGCCUGGUGAAGCUGCUGAGCCGUGGGGAGGGCAUCCGGACGCUGCUAUGGACCUUCAUCAAGUCCUUCCAGGCCCUGCCGUACGUGGCCCUCCUGAUCGUGAUGCUGUUCUUCAUCUACGCGGUGAUCGGGAUGCAGGUGUUUGGGAAAAUUGCCCUGAAUGAUACCACAGAGAUCAACCGGAACAACAACUUUCAGACCUUCCCCCAGGCCGUGCUGCUCCUCUUCAGGUGUGCCACCGGGGAGGCCUGGCAGGACAUCAUGCUGGCCUGCAUGCCAGGCAAGAAGUGUGCCCCAGAGUCCGAGCCCAGCAACAGCACGGAGGGUGAAACGCCCUGUGGCAGCAGCUUUGCUGUCUUCUACUUCAUCAGCUUCUACAUGCUCUGUGCCUUCCUGAUCAUCAACCUCUUUGUAGCUGUCAUCAUGGACAACUUUGACUACCUGACAAGGGACUGGUCCAUCCUUGGUCCCCACCACCUGGAUGAGUUUAAAAGAAUCUGGGCAGAGUAUGACCCUGAAGCGAAGGGUCGUAUCAAACACCUGGAUGUGGUGACCCUCCUCCGGCGGAUUCAGCCCCCCCUAGGUUUUGGGAAGCUGUGCCCUCACCGCGUGGCUUGCAAACGCCUGGUCUCCAUGAACAUGCCUCUGAACAGCGACGGGACAGUCAUGUUCAAUGCCACCCUGUUUGCCCUGGUCAGGACGGCCCUGAGGAUCAAAACAGAAGAGGGACCCAGCCCAUCAGAGGCCCACCAAGGGGCUGAGGAUCCUUUCCGCCCUGCAGGGAACCUAGAACAAGCCAAUGAGGAGCUGCGGGCGAUCAUCAAGAAGAUCUGGAAGCGGACCAGCAUGAAGCUGCUGGACCAGGUGGUGCCUCCUGCAGGUGAUGAUGAGGUCACUGUUGGCAAGUUCUACGCCACGUUCCUGAUCCAGGAGUACUUCCGGAAGUUCAAGAAGCGCAAAGAGCAGGGCCUUGUGGGCAAGCCCUCCCAGAGGAACGCGCUGUCUCUGCAGGCUGGCUUGCGCACGCUGCAUGACAUCGGGCCUGAGAUCCGACGGGCCAUCUCUGGAGAUCUCACCGCUGAGGAGGAGCUGGACAAGGCCAUGAAGGAGGCUGUGUCUGCUGCUUCUGAAGAUGACAUCUUCAGGAGGGCCGGUGGCCUGUUCGGCAACCACGUCAGCUACUACCAAAGCGACAGCCGGAGCGCCUUCCCCCAGACCUUCACCACUCAGCGCCCGCUGCACAUCAACAAGGCGGGCAGCAGCCAGGGCGACACUGAGUCGCCAUCCCACGAGAAGCUAGUGGACUCUACCUUCACCCCGAGCAGCUACUCGUCCACCGGCUCCAACGCCAACAUCAACAACGCCAACAACACCGCCCUGGGUCGCCUCCCUCGCCCCGCCGGCUACCCCAGCACGGUCAGCACUGUGGAGGGCCACGGGCCCCCCUUGUCCCCUGCCAUCCGGGUGCAGGAGGUGGCGUGGAAGCUCAGCUCCAACAGGUGCCACUCUCGGGAGAGCCAGACAACCAUGGCGGGUCAGGAGGAGACGUCUCAGGAUGAGACCUAUGAAGUGAAGAUGAACCAUGACACGGAGGCCUGCAGUGAGCCCAGCCUGCUCUCCACAGAGAUGCUCUCCUACCAGGAUGACGAAAAUCGGCAACUGACGCUCCCAGAGGAGGACAAGAGGGACAUCCGGCAAUCUCCGAAGAGGGGUUUCCUCCGCUCUGCCUCACUAGGUCGAAGGGCCUCCUUCCACCUGGAAUGUCUGAAGCGACAGAAGGACCGAGGGGGAGACAUCUCUCAGAAGACAGUCCUGCCCUUGCAUCUGGUUCAUCAUCAGGCAUUGGCAGUGGCAGGCCUGAGCCCCCUCCUCCAGAGAAGCCAUUCCCCUGCCUCAUUCCCCAGGCCUUUUGCCACCCCACCAGCCACACCUGGCAGCCGAGGCUGGCCCCCACAGCCCGUCCCCACCCUGCGGCUGGAGGGGGUCGAGUCCAGUGAGAAACUCAACAGCAGCUUCCCAUCCAUCCACUGCGGCUCCUGGGCUGAGACCACCCCCGGUGGCGGGGGCAGCAGCGCCGCCCGGAAAGCCCGACCUGUCUCCCUCAUGGUGCCCGGCCAGGCUGGGGCCCCAGGGAGGCAGUUCCACGGCAGUGCCAGCAGCCUGGUGGAAGCGGUCUUGAUUUCAGAAGGACUGGGGCAGUUUGCUCAAGAUCCCAAGUUCAUCGAGGUCACCACCCAGGAGCUGGCCGACGCCUGCGACAUGACCAUAGAGGAGAUGGAGAGCGCGGCCGACAACAUCCUCAGCGGGGGCGCCCCACAGAGCCCCAAUGGCGCCCUCUUACCCUUUGUGAACUGCAGGGACGCGGGGCAGGACCGAGCCGGGGGCGAAGAGGACGCGGGCUGUGUGCGCGCGCGGGGGCGACUGAGUGAGGAGGAGCUCCAGGACAGCAGGGUCUACGUCAGCAGCCUGUAGUGGGCGCUGCCAGAUGCGGGCUUUUUUUAUUUGUUUCAAUGUUCCUAAUGGGUUCGUUUCAGAAGUGCCUCACUGUUCUCGUGACCUGGAGUUAACCGGAACAGCGUCUUCAUUCAUUUCUGUUGGGACAAGACGCGGAGCCUGGGUGCGCGAGCCGCCCUCCGGGAGGAAGGCGCCCGGCUGCGUCUGCAGAGGCGGGGAGAGGAGGCGGCGAGGGUCCCGGGGCGCUAGGAAGGCGCCUGCCCUCUGCCAGCCCGCAGGCCCCGGGCCCGGCCACGCCUCUGCGGGGAGAGCUCCCCGGCUUCCCGCGCGCCCUCACCAAAAGGACCCUACAGCAAACGGGUGUCUUUCGACUCUGCUUGUAGAAACCAUUUGCACAUAUUCUGUACGAGCCUCGCUGUCUCCCUAGAGCCAGGGCCCUGCGGAUUUGGAGAAGGGAGCGGGGCAGGACUUCCAGGAGGACCCCGGCCCGGCCCGGAGAGGAGGAGGCCUCCAGGGGCGCGGAGCUUUGGGGAUGGGCGUCGGGCCGGCAGUGGUGCCGCUCACUCCGUCCCUGCCCACCUGCGACGGGAUCCCCCGACCGGCACGGGCCACGCCGAGCUCCCGGCCAGCCGCCGGCCCGCAGGCAGCGCGACGGAGGAGCUGCGCCGCUGGGAAGGGGCCGCCGGCUCCGCCCAACCAGGUGGUGCUGAGCUUCCGCUGAGCGCUCUUUUGUUUUGUGGUUUGACACUUUUCUUGACAGCAUGUUGCAGUUUCUUUUUGGUUUUGGUUUUUUUUUUUUUAAUGUUUUAUUUUGUUUUCCCAGGGGGAGGGGAGGAAGACGAGUGUUUACAAAGUCCUGUAGCCCCCUCACCUUUCUGUUUUCACUUUUGCCAAUGUACAUCGGGUUUGGUUUUCUUGUAUUAUUUAAACGGUUGUGGUUUCCUUUUUCCACGGAGGUUCAAUAGAAGCCGCUGCAGGAGAGUUUUACCAACCAUUGUGUAUGCCCAAUAAUUUGUUAUCAUUUCCUUAGGUAGUAACCUAUUUUUGUUCUGGUUUGGUUCGGUUAUCUAAUGGAAAGGUAACUGGCAAUGCACUUGAUGUGAUCUUGCAUAUGUGGGUGAUAGAGUUGGGUUCCUUUUUAUGCUGGGUGUACAGGUGGGUUUGGGAGAGAGGAGCAUGCGCGAGAGAGUCUCCGAGUGUGUGCGACGCGUGUGUGUGUGGUGGGUUGUCUGUGUGCAUACGUCCUGCCUGUGUAUAUGCACCCACACCAUGUGCCCGUGCACACCAGUGACUACGCAGUCCCCCCUUUCUGGUUUAGCUGUGGGAAGAUCUGAAUCUGGGGCCAUUUGAAAGCAAAAACAAACCACUGUCUCUGCUUCUGAAAUGGGAAUCAGUAACUCUUUGCAUUUUCUGUCCCACAAGAUAUGCAAAAACAAUGCAAUAAUAUUCAUUUAAAAAUACAAUUGUGAGUUGUGUUGGCAUUAAAACUGUAUUUUAAAAAAAGACACAGAAAUUUAAGGGAAAAACACAAGAAGGCAUUUUGCUUCAAUAUAUUCCGUGUAAUGUUUUAUUGCAUUGAUAAUGUUUCUGUUGAAGAAACCGUUAUACUUGAAUUCAGGUCAGUUUCAGUAUUUUUCAAAUAUUUUUUUAAAACUGAAUUGCAAUUGUGCCAAGCGAAUAUAAUGAAUUAAGUUGGUUUUCGGAUUCACUUCUUGUAUAUUUUGCUGCAUGUAAAGUAAAUCAUUUUGUAUUUGGAGUGUGACAAGCUUU